Gadus macrocephalus (Pacific cod) is the source of this 3002-nucleotide messenger RNA. RefSeq names its product solute carrier family 25 member 1a (gene slc25a1a). The record is from RefSeq and is a predicted model, not a curated record. The transcript is spliced from 9 exons. Bases 136 to 1221 code for a protein of 361 amino acids. Lineage: Eukaryota; Metazoa; Chordata; Actinopteri; Gadiformes; Gadidae. Gene Ontology annotation, biological process: mitochondrial citrate transmembrane transport.
UUUUAAUAUUCAUGAACCCACACCGGGGUGUCUGUAUGUUGUUGACUGUCUGUCCGACAUUGUCCUCGCUGGACCAGCGCUAUUAUUGACGGACAAUCCCCGUCUGUUGACAGUUUUUUGUCCCUUGACAUAAACAUGUCUUCGCUACUGAAGCCGUUUUCGGUACGCGAGGGCCCAUGCGAGAGGCACGCUGGCAACAGUGGAUGCCUGACCACAUCACUGACACCCCCAACCCAAUGUUUGGGUUCUCGGAAUGCCGCGGCGGGGUUGAGCCCUCUACCCGUCGCCGGUUACCAGGUGUAUGGAGCAAGGCGAACCCUGGCAGCGGCUUCAAUCGGAGGAAGGAAAUUGACCCACCCGGGGAAGGCAAUUCUUGCAGGCGGUAUCGCAGGAGGCAUAGAGAUCUGCAUCACCUUCCCCACGGAGUAUGUGAAGACCCAGCUGCAGCUGGAUGGGAGGGCCAACCCACCCAGAUACAGAGGCAUCGGUGACUGUGUCAAGCUGACGGUUCAGGACCACGGCCUCAGAGGGCUGUAUCGCGGCCUCAGCUCCCUGCUCUAUGGAUCCAUCCCCAAGUCUGCAGUGAGAUUCGGCACCUUUGAGGUGCUGAGCAACCCGAUGCGGGAUGCUACCGGUCGCCUGGACAACACGCGGAGUCUGCUGUGUGGACUCGGCGCGGGGAUAGCGGAGGCCGUGGUGGUGGUCUGUCCAAUGGAAACACUCAAGGUGAAGCUGAUCCACGACCAGUGUUCUCUGAGGCCGCGCUACAGAGGAUUCUUCCAUGGUGUCAGCGAGAUCAUCAAAGAGCAGGGUGUGAGGGGGACGUAUCAGGGCCUGACUGCGACAGUGCUAAAACAAGGAAGCAACCAGGCCAUCCGCUUCUAUGUAAUGAACUCGCUCCGGAACUGGUACAAAGGGGACGACCCGAGGCGGGAAAUGCACCCGGUUGUCACGGCGAUAUUCGGAGCGACGGCCGGAGCGGCCAGCGUUUUUGGCAACACCCCGCUGGAUGUGGUGAAGACGCGAAUGCAGGGCUUGGAAGCUCAUAGGUACAAGAGCACACUGGACUGUGCCUUCCAGAUAUUAAAACACGAAGGACCGCAAGCGUUCUACAAAGGCACGGUUCCCCGGCUGGGCCGAGUGUGUCUGGACGUGGCCAUCGUCUUCGUCAUCUACGAGGAGGUGGUCAAGCUGCUGAACAACGUGUGGAAGACCCAGUGAUGGAGCAAAGCAGGUCGGAAACACAAAGAGGAUUCAAAACAAAGCACAGACCAGGGAUUGGAAGCAAUGUCCAACCUGCCUCAUUCUACUAUCCUAGUAUUCAGCGCCCUACUAAGCCCCAUUGACAAUAUGAAAGCAUCAGUGUGACUCAACGGCUCUCUUGAUUAUUCAAUAAUAAUCGGGUUGUGAUAGAUCCGGUGAGAUUGGUUACAUGAUCCAAGAGAAGAGUGGACAGUAAAAAUCCCAUUCCAAAUGCAUGUAUUUAAUAGCACGUGCAUUCCACAACUCAGUUCAACCAGAAUGGAUUUCCAAAACUAGGCUACGCCGUAAAUGACUCUACUUUGAUUGGCAGUGCAAAGGCAGGGCUUUUAAAAAUAAAUUUAACCGAUUUUUAAACGGAUAGAACAGUAAUUGGCCAAUUUCCUGAUUCUGACAUCAACAUCUAAUUAGCUUAUAGAAUAAGGGCGCAGGAUACUAAAGGGAUUUUAUGAGUGGUAGACUGGUUCAAAACACUGGAACUAUAAUGCAAACCUGCAGAAUGAAAAGUACUAUCUAAAAACAACAUUAACAUUUUGGUGUGGAUGCAGAAUAAUAUAACCUCUAGGAAACCAUAUGUGUGUCUUUUUCAGCAGAAAUAAGACAUUUCAAAAUCUCACUACUUUAACAGGACUUUACUGAAGCUCUUCAAAAUAUUCUUUAAUAACCAUUGUAGGGUUACAAUAAUAUUGCAAUUUUCACGCUAAUUUUGUCACAAUUAUCUGCGUAAAAUAUUGUGAUUUCUUCUCAUUUGUAUUUAGCGGCUUUGCACUGAAAAGUCCACAGAUUUGUUCCCAAGAUGUAUAAACUUGCAGUUUGGAUCUUUAAGUAGGAAAUGCAAAAUAAUUUUUUAAAACUCAGAGGUUAUACAAUGUAGGUCAAAUUAUACUGAUACAGGAGAGUUUUAAAAUCUAAAUUUCAGUUAAAAGAUUGCAAAAAUGUAAUGGUUACUAAUCUAGCCAGUUCAAACCUGCCAAAGGUUUCAGAAGGCAUACAUUUCAAUAAAACAUACAUCAAUUAAAAAAACAUCACACCAACUGGACCUAAAUUGUAACGGUAUCGUGUAGCAAAAUUAAGUGUUUUUAAGUUUCCAUUUAAUUUAUUUAUUUACCCAUUGUUGAAGUUGAGGUUAUGGUAUAACUGUAUUUGAUAACUGGCUGUUGAAUAGGGAAUAGGACUAAUAGGACUCUGGUCUCUUCACUCCCCUUCCAUGGAGUUUAGAAAAGGUAAACCAGAAGGAGACUAAAGGAAUGUGACUUAUGCCCAUCUGAGCCACCAGGACUGUGACCUUCCUUAUGUCCUCCAAGUUCCACCAUACACGGCCUUGCACUUAAGUCCUUAAAUUCUCUUUGCCAAACUGCUUCGGUUCGACCUGGUACCAAUGUAUUUGAAGUGUUAUUUCCUUCGUGCAAAAAUAUUAUUAUUUAACCCAUGUUUGUCCACUCUUUUCAGUGUAUGUAUGGUAGCACAUUUGUAUGUAUAUCUUGUUAUUUUUCUACAUAGGCCAAGUGCAUGUAUUGUCUACAUUCCAGCAGCAUAUCAGUUACGUUUUUAAGGGUUUUCCAUAAAUUAUGGAGAUCCCUGCCUAUUUUACUGGUCAUUAUUCAUGUUUUCAUUCAAUGCAACACCCAUUGGCAUGGUUACAAGAAAUAAACAAAUGAUCUGGUUCUGGUGAAAAAGCCUUCACUGUUAGACUACAUUGCACAGACUUUGUUGGCCUGAGAAUAAACUUCUUAUAACAACAA